UGAUUUACUAGUGGUGUUAACAGGAGGCAGAACGACUAUUUAUUCUGCUCCUUUCAGCAGACAGAGACUAUCCUAGAUCAAACUGCGUUUUACCACGUUUAUUGGAAUCACUUUAGACCAUUUCUCAGGGCAUGGAUUUAUUGGAUCCUGUUUCCCUGUUGUUGCUAUUUGUCCUUUCGGUGGCAUUCUUUCUGAAAACGGGCAAUUUCUGGAACACCAGCAAGGAAAAUCUCCCUCCAGGACCGAGGCCAUGGCCCCUUGUUGGAAAUCUCCACCUUGUAGACUUGGCGAGGCCUUACAGAACCAUGUCCCAGUUAUCGAAACAGUAUGGUCCUGUCUUCAGCUUCCAAUUGGGAUCCCAGAAAAUGGUCGUUCUGACAGGCUACGAGACGGUAAAGGAGGCUUUGGUGAACCAGGCAGAUGCCUUUGCGGAGAGGGCCAUGGUCCCAAUGUUUGAAGAGUUUGCAAAAGGCUACGGAGUUAUCUUUGCUCACGGUGAGAACUGGAAGGUGAUGCGGCGGUUCAUGUUAAGCACACUGCGUGACUACGGAAUGGGCAAGAGGACCAUAGAGGACAAGAUUGUGGAAGAAUGCCAUUUCCUAAAACAGAAACUUGAAUCUUACAAAGGAAAACCAUUUGAGACCACUGUAAUCAUGAACGCUGCUGUCGCCAAUAUCAUAGUGUCCAUAUUACUUGGCAAGCGAUACGAAUACGAAGACCCCACUUUUGUAAGGCUACUGAACUUGGUCAGUGAAAACGUCCGGCUUCUUGGAAGUCCCUCAGUCACGCUGUGCAACAUGUUCCCUGCUCUGGGUUUUCUCUCUGGUGGUCGCAAGACAGUCCUUCAGAACAGGAAAGAAAUGCACGCUUUCAUCCAGGCCACCUUCAUAGAACACCUCAAAGAACUGGAUGUGAACGACCAGAGGAGUUUUAUCGAUGCUUUUCUAAUUCGACAGCAAGAAGAGAAGAACAAGAACCAGAUGAACGGGUUUUUCCAUAACGAAAACUUAAAGUCUUCUGUGGGGAAUUUAUUUGCUGCUGGCAUGGAAACCACCUCCACGACCUUGCGUUGGGGCCUGUUGCUGUUGAUGAAGUACCCUGAAGUUCAAAAGACGGUCCAAGAAGAAAUUACAAAGGUGAUCGGGUCUGCUCAGCCCCAGACAGAACACCGAUCCAAACUGCCGUAUACAGACGCAGUCAUCCAUGAAGUUCAGAGAUUUGCUAAUAUUCUCCCUAUGGGUUUACCUCAUGCCACCACUGCGGACGUCACUCUGAAAGGAUAUUUCAUUCCAAAGGGAACACAUAUCCUUCCAUUGCUGCACUCCGUGCUGUACGAUGAAUCUCAGUGGGAAAAACCACUUCAGUUCUAUCCGGGGCACUUCCUUGACUCCGAAGGAAAGUUUGUCAAGAGAGAUGCCUUCCUGCCUUUCUCUGCAGGUCGGCGAAUUUGUGUCGGUGAGACCCUGGCCAAAAUGGAGCUCUUCCUCUUCUUUGUGAGUCUCCUGCAGAGAUUCACUUUCCAGCCAGCCCCCGGGAUGUCGAAAGAAGAUCUGGACCUGACCCCUGCAGUUGGGGCCACGACACCUCCGAUGCCUUACCGUUUCUGUGCUUUGCCGCACUCAGCUUUUCCUCCUCCUUCCUCGGCUUCCUUCCACGUGGUCUCCCAAACAAACUUUUGCUUCUUCUCUCCCAACUGCACUACCAUUUCUGCAGUCAUGGAUUUAUUGGAUCCUGUUUCCCUGUUGUUGCUAUUUGUCCUUUCGGUGGCAUUCUUUUUGAAAAUGGGCAAUUUCUGGAGCACUAGCAAGGAAAACCUCCCUCCAGGACCAAGGCCAUGGCCCCUCUUUGGAAAUCUCCACCUCCUAGACCUGAAGAGGCCUUACAGAACCAUGACGCAGUUAUCGAAACAGUAUGGUCCUGUCUUCAGCUUUCAAAUGGGUUCCCAGAAAAUGGUCGUUCUGACAGGCUACGAGACGGUAAAGGAGGCCUUGGUGAACCAGGCAGAUGCCUUUGCGGAGAGGGCCAUGGUCCCAAUGUUUGAAGAGUUUGCAAAAGGUUACGGAAUUGUCUUUGCUCAUGGUGAGAACUGGAAGGUGAUGCGGCGGUUUUUGUUAACCACGUUGCGUGACUACGGAAUGGGCAAGAGGACCAUAGAGGACAAGAUUGUCGAAGAAUGCCAUUUCCUAAAACAGAAAUUUGAAUCCUACAAAGGAAAACCUUUUGAGACCACUGUAACCAUGAAUGCUGCCGUUGCCAAUAUUAUAGUGUCCAUAUUACUCGGCAAGCGAUACGAAUACGAAGAUCCAACCUUUGUAAGACUCCUGAAUUUGGUCAAUGAAAAUGUCCGGCUUAUUGGAAGUCCCUCAGUCAUGCUGUACAACAUGUUUCCUGCUCUGGGUUUUCUCUCCGCUGGCCGAAGGACUGUCCUUGGGAACGUCAAGGAAAUGCACGCCUUCAUACAGGACACCUUCAUAGAACACCUCAAAGAACUGGAUGUGAACGACCAGAGGAGCCUUAUCGAUACUUUUCUAAUCCAACAGCAAGAGGAGAAGAGCAAGAACCAGAUGAAUGAAUUUUACCAUAACGAAAACCUAAAGGUUUCUGUGGGGAACUUGUUUGCUGCUGGCAUGGAGACCACUUCGACUACUUUGCGUUGGGGCCUGUUGCUAAUGAUGAAAUACCCUGAAAUUCAGAAUAAGGUCCAAGAAGAAAUUACAAAGGUGAUUGGGUCUGCUCAGCCUCAGACAGAACACCGGUCCAAACUGCCGUAUACAGACGCGGUCAUCCAUGAAGUUCAGAGAUUUGCUAAUAUUCUCCCUAUGGGUUUACCUCAUGCCACCACUGUGGACGUCACGCUGAAAGGAUAUUUCAUUCCAAAGGGAACAUAUAUCCUUCCAUUGCUGUACUCUGUGCUGUAUGAUGAAUCCCAAUGGGAAAAACCACUUCAGUUCUAUCCGGGGCACUUCCUUGAUUCCGAAGGAAAGUUUGUCAAGAGAGAUGCCUUCCUGCCUUUCUCUGCAGGUCGGCGAAUUUGUAUUGGUGAGACCCUGGCUAAAAUGGAGCUCUUCCUCUUCUUUACAAGUCUCCUGCAGAGAUUCACCUUCCAGCCAGCCCCUGGGAUGUCGAAAGAAGACCUGGACCUGACCCCUGCAGUUGGGGCCACGACACCUCCGAAGCCUUUCAGUUUCUGUGCUUUGCCACGUUCUUAAGAUCGAGCGAUGCUUCGCUU
Molecule: messenger RNA, 3229 nt
Organism: Heteronotia binoei (common prickly gecko)
Lineage: Eukaryota; Metazoa; Chordata; Lepidosauria; Squamata; Gekkonidae
Exons: 19
Coding region: 132-3209 (1025 amino acids)
Biological process (GO): xenobiotic metabolic process
Cellular component (GO): intracellular membrane-bounded organelle; cytoplasm
Molecular function (GO): heme binding; iron ion binding; oxidoreductase activity, acting on paired donors, with incorporation or reduction of molecular oxygen, reduced flavin or flavoprotein as one donor, and incorporation of one atom of oxygen
Source: RefSeq, a predicted model, not a curated record